UAAGCGGCUAAGCAACGGUCACUUUGAGAAAUAGAAAACAAAAAGUUGAGCUGUUUAAAUUCCGGCUUAUUAUUAAUAUAUUACCACAAAAUGGGGGACUACGAUUCCGAUGAUGAAAAAUCACAGGUGGAGAAGCUGCGCCACGCCAAAGUGCCGCGCGGAAUGUUCGUGAGCGGCUGGGACGACGAUGCCGACGAACUGAUCGAAGAGGACAAGAACCCACAAAGCAGCAUUGAACGCAUGAUUCUGUGGGCGGUGAACGAGAACCGCAUCAGCGAGGUGCGGGAAAUCCUAAAACUGGACGCAGACACCGUGAACGCCAAGGAUAACGACGGAUACACGCCGCUGCACCGAGCUGCCUAUAAUAACUUUGUGGAUAUGGCCAAGUUGCUGCUGCAGUACCAUGCCAAUCCCAACGCCCGCACGGAGCUGGGAUGGACGCCAUUGCACUCCGCCUGCAAGUGGAACAAUGCGGAUUGCGCCCAUUUGCUGCUGCAGUUUGGCGCCGAUGUAAAUGCGGAAUCGGACGGCAAGCAGACGCCGCUUCACAUAACCGCCACUGUGUCCAAUUGUCGGAAUACGGCCACGGUCCUUCUGCUGGACCGAUACAUCCAGCCGCGCAAGGAGAACAACUCCGAGGAACUGGCCUCGGUGAUUGCCCGUCGUACUGGCAUGAGUUUUCCCAUUUUCGAGUCCGGCGAGGAAGCCUACGACUGCGAAACGGGACUGAUAGAUUAAUCACUUAAUAGUCAAACUAUGCGCAUACUUAUAGAAUAACUAAUAUAAUAUGUUUAUUUCAU
Molecule: messenger RNA, 800 nt
Organism: Drosophila melanogaster (fruit fly)
Lineage: Eukaryota; Metazoa; Arthropoda; Insecta; Diptera; Drosophilidae
Gene: Ankrd49
Product: Ankrd49
Exons: 2
Coding region: 91-738 (215 amino acids)
Cellular component (GO): cytosol; plasma membrane
Source: RefSeq, marked reviewed